CGACAGACAGACAGGGACCAUAAAGUAUUUCUUUCUUGUGCUGAAGCUUGAAGAAGAAUUUACAAAACUGUUACAUGUGUGCAAACUAUUUGUUCAUCCUCAAAAUACAAGUUCCGUCUUCUUUAUUUAUUUCAUAUGUUACGAAAGCAGUUGGUGGCAUUGCGUCCAAGUGUUGGUAGUACCGUGUGGUGCAUUUACUUCAACAUGGCGGUUGUUAUAUAUACGAGCUAUGAAUCAGCUGAUAGCAGUGUUGAUCAUUUUUUUCUGAGAGUUUAACUUCUGUGGUUCAAACGUAAGACAGAAUCUGCUUUACAGAAACUGAAAAAUGUGUGGGUUGUCAUGUUCAAGUUUAAUUUCCAAAUGGAGGUUAUGGAUAAGACCUGCUGUGAUGACAAUUUAUGCUUUAAUAAUUGUAGUCCUUUUGCCAAUACUAGUAGUAAAUGCUGUAGACAAUGGGUUCAAGAAAAGUGAUCAAAGUUCGUUAAUUGGAGGCGUUUUUGUUAUGAUGGCGUUACCUAUAUCAUUUUGGGAAAUAACACAGCAUAUGGUUCACUACACAAAGCCUUCUCUUCAGAAACAUAUUAUUAGAAUAUUGUGGAUGGUUCCCAUUUAUGCUGUAAAUGCUUGGCUGGGACUAGUUUUUCCAGAACAGUCUAUUUACGUAGACAGUCUGAGAGAAUGCUAUGAAGCGUAUGUCAUUUACAACUUCAUGGUUUACCUACUGAAUUACCUGAAUUCAGAAUUAACACUCGAAGCAAAUCUGGAGAUGAAACCGCAAGUUAAUCAUCUUUUCCCUUUCUGUUGUCUCACUCCAUGGGAGAUGGGACAUGAGUUUAUUCACAUGUGCAAACAUGGUAUUCUACAAUACACUGUUGUUCGUCCAUUUACAACAUUCAUCUCCUUUGUCUGUGAAUUGGCACGUGUGUAUGGUGAGGGAGAGUUCAAGGGAAAUGUAGCAUUCCCUUAUAUGAUUGCCAUCAACAACUUUUCUCAGUUUAUUGCCAUGUAUUGCCUGGUGCUCUUCUAUCAGGCAAACAGAGAUGAACUGAAGCCUAUGCAGCCAAUAGGAAAAUUCCUCUGCAUCAAAUCAGUUGUAUUCUUUUCCUUUUUCCAGGGAGUCCUGAUCAACAUUCUAGUGUUCACGGGUGUGAUAUCCUCUGUGUUUGACACAAGUGAUGGUGAUACCAUAAAGAGCAUCUCAAAUGAGUUGCAAGAUUUCUUGAUUUGUAUUGAGAUGUUCCUAGCAGCUGUUGCUCACCACUACAGCUUUUCAUAUAAACCGUAUGUUAAUGUGGCAGCAGGACAGCAGUCUUGCUGUGCAGCAUUCCUUGCAAUGUGGGAUGUUUCGGAUGUGCAGCGUGAUAUCAAAGAGCACCUAGGUGUAGUUGGAAGUUCUCUCAGCAGACACAUCCGUGGGCGGGGUACGUAUCGUUAUGCCGGAGGCAGCGCAACUGAAUGUUCUCGUCUUUUGGUUCCUGAACCUGUGCCUGCUCCAGAGGAUUUUUAUAACAGCGCACCAGCACGUCUGAUUAAUGACAGACAGCUCAGUUACUAUGACAGUAUGACUCCAAGUGAGACAGCUGCAGAGGCUGCAAGCUAUCAUAGUGUCUUUUGUGGUGAAGGAGCAUCAAAGCAAGAUUCAUUUGGUGAUUGUGGGAAGGAAGAUGACCCAUUGAUUGAUUUUAGCCCAGACAGUGAACAAUCAAAGCAUAAUUCUCAUCCAAAUGUAACAUAGGAUUUUACUCUUGAACUGCUUGUGGGAUUAGAAUAAGUUAUGCAGCAUGAUUAAUUGCAAACAGUUGAUUCAACAUGGUGACCAGAAAUGAAUUUAUAUGUUUAGAAUAUGUUGAAAGUGAACCAUCUUUGGAUACAUUGCCUCAGUUUGACUUCAUUUAACAGUAAUAUGGUAUUUGUAUCAAUAUGAAACCCAACAUCAUAGUUUCCUUAUGAUAGCAGAACAAAUUAAGGUAGCACCAAUUAUUUGUGAUUGCAGGAAAUUAUUACAGAAGGCAGGAUAUGUCAUCAAAAGUACAAAUGUGGUAUCUUUCUUAAAGACAAUUAUAUUUCAAAUAUAAAGGAAUCUCUUAUCUCAUUUUCCUGUUUCAUAUGAGCCAACUGUUUUCAUCUAUUACUGUAUCAGAUUACCAGUGUAACUUGGAUUUGUUAUUGUUUUCCUCCAUAUAUAUCUUCAGUAUUAUGUAAAUAUGCUUUGUAGGAUACCUUAUUGUAUUCUAGGAUUUUUAGGUUGUAAAAGGUAGGACUUCCCUGCUUUUCAUUUGUUUGUCCAUGCAUUUUGUUGAUGAGAGUCUCUAAACUUUUUUCUUACUGCUAUGCUAAAAAUGGUUUAACUAUAAGAGUUUAUAUGUAAUUAAACUUGAGCUUUCAUAUCCCAUGAA
Zootermopsis nevadensis is the source of this 2396-nucleotide messenger RNA. RefSeq names its product transmembrane protein 184C. Lineage: Eukaryota; Metazoa; Arthropoda; Insecta; Blattodea; Termopsidae. The record is from RefSeq and is a predicted model, not a curated record.